UCGAAGAUGAACUUGGACUAUUUUCAUUCUUGGACUAUUUUCAUUCUUAUUAUUUUGUGCCAGAAAAAUAUUGGGGUUAUGGAGGGGACGAAAAGAACAAUGUUGGGUUUGUAAGUUUGCAAAAAACUAUUUUAGAUGGAGAUGGUCUCAUGGUAGAAUGGAAAGGGUUUUGUGUACUUGACAAAGAAGUUAGAUGAGGUUUUCUGGAGUUGGUUUGAGUUGUAUCAUUCCGGAGUUUUUUUGUCCAAGUGUGCAAUACCUAAGCAAAUAACUUACUUGUGUAUUAGGGUGUAGUGAAAUAGUCAGAUGCUGAGAUUAUGGAAUAUCCUGUCUGUUUGAUGGAAUUUUGGAGUGUAGCAGUUUUUCCAAGUGCAGAGGUAAUAUGUCAUGGAUAGAACAAAUUAAGUAGCUAGACUCUGCAGCUUCUUUUAUGAUCCGACUUUGUGGAUUAAGCUACACUAAGUACUUCUUGUGACUCAUUGAAGAAACCGGCACAAUGUUUAUGUUCUUUUACCAUUGCUGUUAGUAUAGACUUCCCUUUAACAUCUACACCACUCUCUCAACGGAGGUUGUCUCCUAGAUAUUGUAACCAUUCAUGUUUGCUCUGUCAUCUUCUCUCAUCUUUUCAUUGCAUUUACUUUUACUGCCAGCCACAUGAGGAGAAUCACUAUCUCAAGGUUGCAGCAGUUGAGAAUCUUUUUCAUCUCACAUAAUCUCUUAGAUGGAAAACCAGGGAUUCUGUUUUACUGCUUACUUAUCUUCUGCUAGUGACUAAAGUGCAGAUAAAGCUCAUGUAUCAAAAGAAAGAGUUCUAUACUCCAUUUUUGUUUUCAAUUGUGGCAAUUAAGAAAGACAUUUGCCUCUUACAUUUUCUCAGAAAGUAAAACUAGCUUCAUGGAUGAUAGUCGUGGGAAGAUAAAGGUUAUACCAGAUCACUUCAAAGCCUCAACAACCAGCGUGGAUUCUCAUCAAAACGGAACGUCAUUUGUUUCUCUACCACGAUCCGACAGUUCUUCAAGGUCUCAUAGCUGGACUCGAAAGGGUGCCACUUUCAUGUUGAACUUGUUUACUGUACGAGGGAUGCCAUGGGGUUCUAGCACCGAUGAUCAGAAAAAGGUUGAGCUACCUGCUGCUGAAGUAGAAUCACUUAGAUCACAAGUUGCUGAUUUAGAAGAGAGAGAAGCUCACUUGAAAGCUCAGCUGGAACAUGUUGAUGAACUUUUGCGGUCUGCUCGCCUUUCUGGUUAUUUGUACAUUCGUACUAGGUGGACAGCACUACCAGGAGAACCUCCCCCUUUAGAUGAUACUGAGGUUGAUGACUGGCUUCCUCGCUUUGUUGUCCUUCAUGGACUAUGUCUAUUCUUCUAUUUAUUGUCUACAGAUCUGAGCCCUCAAGACUCCACUCUCCUAUCUGAUAUUGUUGAAAUAGGUCCUCUUCCAAGCUUUACACGAGAAGAUGAGGAGACACGAUAUGCCUUCUAUAUGCUAACUAGUCAAGGACUGAGAUACGAGUGCUCAAGUAUUUCUAAGAUUCAGGUGGACUCUUGGUUGUCAGCAUUAAGAAGUGACUGCAAAGUGGAAAGAGAAGAAAUUUUCCGAUCUGCUUCCAGAGCCUCCAGGUCACUCCUCCCUGCCUCUAAAGGCUCUCGUUUCUACUCCGAAGGACGAGCCGCAGCUGCCGCUGCUGCAGUGUCAUCGAGAGAAACAGUCCCGUUUCUAGCUUCAUAUUACAGGAGGGCCGGUUCUGAGAGUACAUCUAGAGGAUGGAUUUCAGGAGCCCUUGCUAUUCCUGCAGCAGCUUUCAUGCUCCAGGAGCAGGAGGCACAUGCUGCAGAGCUAGAGCGUACUUUCAUUGCUAUCAAGCCUGAUGGAGUGCAAAGAGGACUGAUUUCAGAAAUCAUAUCUCGUUUUGAGCGGAAAGGGUUUAAGCUCGUGGCCAUUAAAAUAGUGAUUCCUUCGAAGGACUUUGCACAAAAGCAUUAUCACGAUCUGAAGGAAAGACCUUUCUUCAAUGGCCUUUGCAACUUCCUUAGCUCUGGCCCUGUUCUUGCAAUGGUCUGGGAAGGAGAGGGAGUGAUUAAGUAUGGUCGAAAGCUAAUUGGAGCUACGGAUCCACAGAAAUCAGAACCUGGAACCAUCAGAGGGGAUCUAGCAGUUGUUGUUGGAAGAAACAUCAUCCAUGGGAGUGAUGGUCCAGAGACUGCCAAGGAUGAAAUCAAUUUGUGGUUCAAACCAGAAGAGUUGGUUAGCUACACAAGCAACGCAGAGAAGUGGAUCUAUGGAGAGAACUGAUGCUUAUUUUUUGCCUUCCUUUACUAGUGAGUUGGGUUCCAAGCUAAGAGUGGGGGGUUGAAGCACAAUCUUUAGAAUAAAAAUGUCUUUUGCUGAGGUGAGUGAUAUCGUCAUUUGCCACAAAUACAAUUGGCUGAUCUGAAUUUUUAGCAAUAAUUAGUUCCACCUCUUGUCAUUGGACUCCAAUUAUCAAAUAUAGUGUUAUUUAUGCAUUCAUUCAAAUGCAAGUUACAAACA
This is a messenger RNA of Juglans regia (Persian walnut), 2529 nucleotides long. Its product is annotated as nucleoside diphosphate kinase IV, chloroplastic/mitochondrial-like. The record is from RefSeq and is a predicted model, not a curated record. Gene Ontology annotation, molecular function: nucleoside diphosphate kinase activity. The transcript has 16 exons. Bases 895 to 2292 code for a protein of 465 amino acids. NCBI's taxonomy places the organism in Eukaryota, Viridiplantae, Streptophyta, Magnoliopsida, Fagales, Juglandaceae. Gene Ontology annotation, biological process: GTP biosynthetic process; CTP biosynthetic process; UTP biosynthetic process.